Molecule: messenger RNA, 417 nt
Organism: Ilex paraguariensis (yerba mate)
Lineage: Eukaryota; Viridiplantae; Streptophyta; Magnoliopsida; Aquifoliales; Aquifoliaceae
Source: the annotation of a GenBank genome assembly
AUGGAUUCUGAAUGUAGAAAGAAGAAGCCUAAUGGGCAAGAUUGUAAUGUAGAUUUACAAGAGGAGGAAAGAUUAAGAAAGGGUAAGGCAAAGGUUGGGGACGAAAUUAAGGCAUCAAAGCCUCAGUUUCAAUCCAAGAACAGGACUGUUUUUUCAAUGAGUAACCCAUCUACAUCGAAGGGGCAAUGGAGGGUGUUGGAUAAUCAGCAAUUAAAGAAGUCAACUGGUUCAGCAAAAUUGGGUGUUCGUUCAUCAAUUCCAUCCCAUGUCGAUAAUGAGCAGAUUGUUUCACCUCCGCAAUGUCAACUAAACGGGCAAUCUUCUCCUUCUUCAUUGUACUCCACAUUUUUGAUUGAUCAUAAUUAUGUUGCGCGAAGACGUGCUGGUGUUCUCUUGGAUGAUGAAGGGAUUGCUUAA